This is a messenger RNA of Hydatigera taeniaeformis, 687 nucleotides long. The record is from the annotation of a GenBank genome assembly. Lineage: Eukaryota; Metazoa; Platyhelminthes; Cestoda; Cyclophyllidea; Taeniidae.
AUGCCAACAUCGCUGUCUGCAGUCGAAAUCCACCAGCCCAAACAACAGCACCAACUACCUCGGUCGACUUCAGUGCCUUUGUGGUCACGCCUCUGGUCCACGUGGUUUCCUCCUUCCUCCUCUUCGAUUUCGCCCAGAACUCCUUCUAUUGACCGUCUUCACGUCAUCUCACGCCGUGUCACCGCUCCCGGUGGCUUCUUCGAGGCCAACAGAGAUGGAUUUUCCCCUGGCGUGUCUUUUAGUGCCUCUACUUCCUCCUUUCCGUCCUCCCCUACAGACUUGUUAGAGGAUGUAAAUGCCUGCUCUAACGCCGAAAAUGCCAAAGAGGAGAAUGUCAGUUCUUUUAAGACUUGGGAAAAUUUGCAUGCCUCCAAUGGAAGCAGCUUCUAUGUUUACUCUGCAGAGAACGUCGAGAAGGUGGGGGCACCACCAAAUAGUCGUCAAAUUUACGAAUCGUGCGAUGGGACAAUUUACGGUAUAGACUCAAAACUUCAACGCAUUCGCAAGUGUCCCAUUCCACAAGAUCCCUUCCUCUCGCCUUACCUCGCCUCUGAUGAACUUUUCAGUUUGCUGCCACCCCUUGCUAUUGUGGUACGUCACUCGGAGGCCAUUCAUAGAGGAUUGGACUUUUUCAUAGGGCUAGUUAGAACCUAUAAGAGUCGACUAAAUGGGUUAUGCUACUUAUAG